Sebastes umbrosus (honeycomb rockfish) is the source of this 3192-nucleotide messenger RNA. RefSeq names its product target of EGR1, exonuclease (gene toe1). Lineage: Eukaryota; Metazoa; Chordata; Actinopteri; Perciformes; Sebastidae. Bases 135 to 1844 code for a protein of 569 amino acids. The transcript has 8 exons. Gene Ontology annotation, molecular function: metal ion binding; 3'-5'-RNA exonuclease activity; snRNA binding. Gene Ontology annotation, biological process: snRNA 3'-end processing. Gene Ontology annotation, cellular component: Cajal body; cytoplasm. The record is from RefSeq and is a predicted model, not a curated record.
UUGUCACAGGACCCCGAGAAGCACGUUGAGAUGUUUACGGUGGAAGCGCCGUUAGCUGUCGGUUAAAAGCACGGAACGUUUCUGGCGCGAAUAAGUUGAGCUGUAUGCACAUGUUAAGAUAAGUUGAGACAAACAUGGUGACUUCACUGGUUGUUCCAGUUAUUGACGUCCAGAAUGAUAACUUCAGAGAGCUUUGGCCUGCUAUGGUGCUGGCCAUUAAAACGGCUUCCUUCAUUGCAGUGGACACGGAGCUGAGUGGUCUUGGAAACAGGAAAGCCUUGCUGGCCGAAUCUAUAGAGGACCGAUAUAAAGCCAUAAUCCAUGCAGCUCGCUCUCGCUCCAUCCUCUCCCUGGGAAUCGCCUGUUACAAGAAACUGGGCGACAAGGCUGCAGACACGUACCUGGUCCAGGUGUAUAACCUCACCCUGCUGUGUUCAGAGGAGUACAUCAUAGAGCCCCAGUCAGUCCAGUUCCUGGUUCAGCAUGGCUUUGACUUCAACAAGCAGUACGCCCACGGAAUCCCUUACUGCAAGGGCAACAAUAAGGGAGCAACAGACGAUCAGGGUGUCCACAUCCGGGCCUUAUUCACUGAACUGCUGCGUGCCAAGAAACCCCUGGUGCUCCACAACGGCCUCAUCGACAUGGCCUUCCUCUACCAGAGUUUUUAUGCACAUCUGCCCGACCGAUUGGCCAACUUCACAGCCGACCUGUCUGAGAUGUUUCCUGCUGGCAUCUACGACACCAAAUAUGUGACUGAAUUUGAGCUACGGCUCACUGCCUCCUAUCUGGAGUAUGCCUAUAAGAAAUGUAAGCUGGAUAACAGUCGCAUCGAGACCUCUGGAGGGACCGGGCCUCACGUUCACGUAGACUUCUGUCAGUAUGCCGGUCACAUGUCCAGCUAUGUGGACUACAGAGUGUGUCCAGCUGUGGCUUCUGCUGAGGGACAGACUGAGAUCUGCCAGCGCUUCUCUGCGUUUGGCUGGUGUCCGAACGGCACCCAGUGUCCGUUAUCCCAUGACACUGACCUGAUCGUCCUCCAAGAUGAGAAAGGUACGGGGGACAAGAAAAGAAAGAGGAGGAGACACCGAGACAAGAAGAGAGGUAGAGGCGAGGCAGCGGAAGACUCUUUCAUCUUCGAUGGUGCCCCUGAAAACAAAAUGCCCCACAUGGAGGUGGAUCCUAAACAAACGCCAGAUGACCAGCAAGAGGUUGCGCCGUGCCCAGAAAGAGGGCCUCUCAUGGAGAGCGACGGAAUCACCCAACAGAAAGAAGGAGAGGACAUGAAGACAGACGGCGAGGGGAACGGAGUGUCUGAAAACAACCCAGACUGCAGAAACCCCGCGACGACAGCCACAACCGAUGACGACACAAAAACCAACACGAACGAAGGAGAGGACAUGAAGAUAGACUGCGAAGGGAACGGAGUGUCGGAAGUUAUCCCAGACUGCAGAAACAACGCAACGACAGUCGCAACUGAUAACAACACAAAAACCAACACGAACGAAAGCAGAACAGAAGACGGAGGGAGAGAAAAGUUUAGCGUGCAGCCGUCUAAGACUGACGAUCAGAAGAAGAAGGCCGACUCAGGAACGCACCGGGCCGGCUUUGACGCCUUCAUGACGGGAUACAUUUUUGCCCACUCGUGUACCCUCACCAAGAAGGAAGGAGUAGGAGCUGUAGAGAAGGAGCAGGAGAAGGAGGAGCAGUUGUGGCUUCCUACGUGUCUCAAUAAGAUCUACCUCAGCGGCAAGGCAGCUCCUCUCAACGUGGUUAAAAGCACCUUCUCCAAAUCCUCCAAGGCCCAUGUGCAGAAGAUGGAGACGGUAUGGGCAGGGAGAGCGUAGUGUGCAUACAGCAUUAUAGUGUAGUGUACAUUUGCAGGUUCACAGUUAGGCUAUACGGAUAGAAAUGUUGGUCCACCACACCACAGUCUAGAGCAAAAUAUCUCAACAACUAUUUCAUAGAUUGCUGUGACAUUUUAUACUAGAGUUGGGCCGGUGUUAAAAUGUUCAGACCGGACAGGUGUACCGAAUUUUACCACUAGGCGUCGCACUUGACUCAGCAGCUGCUUUACCAAAACUCUGAGGAGCAGCUUGUCACUAAAGUGAGAAUAGAUGUCCACCUUAAGUGAGCUAAAGUUGUUGCUAACUCCGGGGUUAACCCUCUUCACUUUAAUCAGCAGAUUAAUCAGCAACACACGAGAACUCGGCUUUUAUUUAUUCACCGACAGCCUGAGCUGUACACACACACUGCACUGCUCCGUUCACAGCUAUAACAUUAUUGCUAACUUCAUUCUCACCGUCAGUCCAUGACACACGCUCGCUCCCUCUCUUCCUCGACCAUUUGCUAAUGUUACCGGGCCGCCUGGCUUGUAAUAAACUAGCUGGCGGGAGCCCGUCUUGUCUCGUCACCCCCAAAAACACAUGCCGGUGUUAUGUUGAAGUCACCGGCCUCUGAUCAGCCUGUCAGACACCAGCGGUUCAGUUAGUCCGUUUAUAAACAAACAUAUUAUGUUAAUCACGUUGUCAUUUUGCUUAUUAUUAAUGCAAUACAAGCUGGAUUUAACGCUGUGACGCUGUCAGCAUCUGUUGCUGAAAGGUAGCCUACUUUUUAAUUUGCUACAACAGCCAGUUUUAAGUUUGUACACCAGACCGGACCGGCAAAACCGGAUAUCGACCCUACUCUGUUUUGUACAGACGUUUAUGAUCCCCAGAGGAUGAAUCCUACUGACUUCAGUGAUCCCCUGACUUUUUCCUCCAUCACCAUGAGGUUGACAAUUUAGUUUUUUAGUGAAAUAUGUUGACAAUUAUUGGAGAGAUUAGAAACUUCAGUGAUCCCUGAGUUUUCUCAUCAUCAGGUCAAAAUUUUAAUUUGAGCAUUUCAUCCUCAAAGAGCCACCAGCUUUUUAUUUUGAUCAUUUCAUUGACUUUUUAAGAACAGGGUAAUGGUCAGUUUAUGUUUGUGGUAGAAACGUUCAGUUCGACAGUGUAGACAAUCCAGGGAGAUAAAAUUACACUUUUUUUCAUCCAUUUUGGUCUGUUUCAUAUGCUCUUUAGCAGUCCUCUGUGGAUUUUUCACCUACUAAUCAUACUACAAAGAUGAGGAUUGAUGGUAUUUAUCCCACAUUCCAGAUUUUGUACCCUUUUCUGAAGUUCCCUGUGGGAUAAAUAAACGAAUGCUCUUUACCAAGGA